GAAAAGAAUAGGAAAAAUAUUGAAGUGCAAGUUUGGUAAAUAAACUCAAAACCAGGACUAUAAAAUUAAGGGGUUGGGUUUAGCUGUUUCAAAGCCUUUCACCGUUCACAAUAUCUCACUCUCUGUUUUUCAGUUUUGGACACAUUCUUCCAUUCUCAUUUCUCACUGAUUUCCUUAAAAAAGCAUUCUUUUCCCAAAUACCCAAAAUGGCGUCAUCUUCCCCAAUCUUCACCACCUUCCUCCUCCUCUUCUUCCUAGCCACCACCAUCUCCGCCGCCAAAGAAACCACCGCAUCUCCACCCACUGCCUCCGCCUCCCCAUCUCCAACCGCCUCCCCUGCUAAACCUUCCCCCAAAACACCAUCAACUCCUUCCACUCCCAUUUCCUCCCAUUCCCCACUUGACCCUAAACAAAUUAGAGCCCUCCAAUCCUUAGACAUUCCCACUUCCAGGGACCCUUGUUCGCCGGCCCACAAUUCCACCAUCAUUUGUGACGCUUCCAGCCCAUUUAGGCAUCUCCUUUCUCUCACACUUUCCAACUGCUCCGAGGAUGUUGCUCUGUCUCUUACUGCCCUCAAAUCCCUCUCCACUUUAACUUCUUUCCAGUUCAUUAACUGUCCCAUUUCCCCUAUCCGCUUCCCCUCCGAGCUCACCUCAAAUCUUCACACUUUCACUUGCAUAAACAGCCUCAAGAAGCUCACUAGUGUCUGGCUGAGUAAGCUGGAAAAUGUUACUGAUUUAACCGUUUCUGAUGUUCCUGUUAGUGCCAGUGGUCCGGGUAUCAUCCUUGACAGCUUGAAGAAACUUCGUUCUGUGACACUUUCGAAUACCAAUCUCACUGGGUUUCUCCCUAAACAUUGGCAUCCAAAUCUUACUUAUGUAGAUUUGUCUGGAAACCAUUUGAAAGGGAGGAUUCCUUCUUCUAUAAAUGUUAUGGAGAAUCUGUUGGUCCUCAAUUUGUCAUCUAAUUCUCUGGAAGGAGAAAUGCCCUCUUCCAUUGGUGACUUAACUUCACUGCAGAAUCUGUCAUUGUCUUCCAAUACGAUAUCAGGGUCGAUUCCAGAUUCAAUUGCGGCUAUGCCAGAUUUGGUUCAUCUUGAUCUGGGGUCUAAUAAGCUAAACGGGACGGUUCCAAAGUUCCUUGCUGAUAUGAAGAAGCUCAAGUACUUGAAUCUUGAGAAGAACAGUUUUCAUGGGAUUUUGCCUUUCAAUGCAUCAUUUCUGGCAAGAUUGGAGGUGUUCAAGCUUGGUGGCAAUGGCAAUCUGUGUUAUAACCAUUCAACUCUGGCUGUCAAAGUAAAGCUUGGGAUUGCUCCUUGUGAUAAACAUGGAUUGCCCAUGUCUCCUCCUCCAGCUAAGGAUACGUCUUCUGACAGCUCAAGUGAUGAUUACAGCGCUGAUGAUUACUCUGACAACAAUAAACAGGAGCAUCAUCAUGGGCCAAGUAAGGUUGUUCUUGGAAUUGCAAUUGCGCUGUCAUCCAUUGUGUUUUUAAUUAUUUUCUUGGUGCUUUUGUCAAGAUGCUGUAGAUGAAAAAUGAUCAAGUUAUGGAAAGGUUCUGGCUUUGGCCUAAUUUAGUAUAGGAGAAGGAAAUUGGUAGCUAGUUAGUGAUGAGAAUUGUCUAAAUUUGAAGUAUAGUUCAAAAUUACAGUGAUUGAAAAAAAAAAAAGUAAUUUUAAAUUUGAGUAUUGGUGAUGAUGAUUCUUUCUAUUUGAUUACGUUUGCUGGAAGAAGAAAACGGUGAGAUGUUUUUUUUUUUUUUCUUUGAGCUGUGGUUGUUUUUUUUGAUGUGCUGUAUGAUUUCAUCUAUCAUCAAAAAAAGGAAAGAUUGAAUCUUUUUUUCUGCCCUUUAUUGACAUAUUUUUAUUCGGCUCCAGGACAAAGUCAUUCCUUCUCUGGACGUUAUUUUCGCUUUUGAUUUAUUGUUUUUGAGGAACUUAUAAAUCGA
Molecule: messenger RNA, 1947 nt
Organism: Oldenlandia corymbosa var. corymbosa
Lineage: Eukaryota; Viridiplantae; Streptophyta; Magnoliopsida; Gentianales; Rubiaceae
Source: the annotation of a GenBank genome assembly